Messenger RNA from Dicrocoelium dendriticum, 1783 nucleotides. NCBI's taxonomy places the organism in Eukaryota, Metazoa, Platyhelminthes, Trematoda, Plagiorchiida, Dicrocoeliidae. The record is from the annotation of a GenBank genome assembly.
GCUCAGGCUCUACCCCUGCGGUAGUUGUGACAACGCCAUCCGGUUCGUCACGAACAAUUAGACAGUCGCACGUUACGUUUGGCGCGGUCUCUAACUCGGUGCUUUUGAUAAUUUCAUCCAGCCACCGAGGUAUCUGUUUUCAUUGCUACCCUCAAGUCUCUUGCGUCCUGCGUACAUCUCGAACACAGAAGCCCUCGGAAUCCUCUGCCGGACGCAUCUUACACUCUUUUUGUUCGUUUCUACGACUUAGUUUCUCGUUGUUACUUAUAUUAUGAGGUUUACUACACGGAAAAAGAAUACGGAGGAUCAGAACCUGAGUCUGAAGAAAGAGAUUGGUUUACUUCAAGGCGUCGGCAUUGUUAUAGGAAUUAUUAUUGGCUCAGGCAUUUUCGUCUCUCCCGUGGGCGUCUUGGCUCAGUCGCGAUCAGUUGGACUUUCGCUUGUCAUGUGGUUUGUGACCGGAGUCGUCAGCGCUCUCGGUGCCAUCGUGUACGCAGAAUUGGGUGUUACUAUACCGAAGUCCGGCGGGGAGUACACUUACAUAUUUGAAACUUUUGGACCUUUCCCGGCUUUUAUUGCCAUGUGGUCAACUUUUGUCGUUGUCGGAACGGUCGGAUGUGCCGUUAAUUCUUUAGCUUUUGCUCAGUACAUACUACGUCCUCUAUAUUUUACUUGUGAUAUCCCUGAAAGUACACUUCAUAUGGUGGCUAUCCUGGCUUUGCUAACAUUGUGCUUUAUCAAUUGCUAUCGAGUGACAUGGGCUACACGGCUCUCGGUAGUCUUUACCGUUUGUAAGGUAUCCGCUUUGUUAUUGAUAAUUGGAUUCGGUUGCUACUAUUUGGCCAGAGGCAGCACUAGAAGCUUCGAAAAUCCAUUCGAGGACAGUGCCACAUCACCUGCUGCUUUAGCCAGCGCUUUUUAUCAGGGGUUUUGGGCUUUCCAAGGCUGGAAUUACCUUAACUUCCUCACUGGAGAGAUGAAAAAUCCCGCUAGGACGCUUCCUAUCGUGAUUGUUCUAUCUCUGUCCAUCGUAACCUCAAUCUACCUACUGGUAAACGUGGCUUAUCUGGCUGUGUUAUCGCCUUUUGAGGUCCUGUCGUCCGGCGAUGGCUCUGCUGCUGUUGCUGUGAUUUUUGCCUCAAGAGCCAUGGGUUUCAUGGCUUGGAUUAUUCCCAUCUUUGUCGGCGCGUCUGUGUUUGGUAGCAUAAACGGGGAGAUCCUAUCUUUGUCUAGGAUUUGUUUCACAGCUAGCGAAAGGGGCCAUAUGCCGGUUAUCCUGUCAAUGGUCAGUGUGACCAACUUGACACCGAUUCCUUCGGUUCUGGCUGUGGUCCUUAUUUCAGUCUUUCUUCAACUCUUUGAUGACCUGUUCUUCCUCAUUGAGCUGACCGGCUUCGCCUUCACAGUGGUGUCUACAAUUGCGGUAUGCAGUUUGCUUCACAUCCGACGAACCAAUCCCGAUUUAAAUCAGUCGAGCUUCAGACUGCCUAUUUGGAUGCCCGUCCUGUAUCUCAUCAUCAAUAUUGGUAUUGGUGUGUUUUCCAUAUAUGACGCACCUUCGAAAGCACUAAUCAGCAUCGGCGUUAUUGCGAUCAGUAUUCCCAUUUAUAUUGUCGGCGUGGCGUGGACGAAUAAGCCACGUGCUGUACGGUCCUUCUUGUGUGAGUUUGUGAAAUGUACAUUUAUCGGAUGUUAUCGCUUUUUCUUUUCUGAAUUGUGUCGACAAAAGCCGUGGUAUAAAUUGUCUCAGGUCUUGAAUGCUUCUCUGAGCCAUCAAAUUUGA